CUCGUUCGUCCACUAAGCAAGAAUUCAAGAAGAAGAACAUUAAGGGACAUCGAAGCCGAAGCUCUCGACAAGCCGAACCAGAGAGAAAGAGAGAAAAAGAUGGCGAGCAAAGUAGCCGGAGUUCUGAUCGUGUGCGUCGUCCUGGCGGCGAUGUUCGGGACGGGCGGAAGUAUCGGGGACCUGAUGGACGCGUACAAGAAUUGCUUCGUGGAUUGUCACAAGACGUGCCAAGGGGAAGGCAACGGCAACACCUUCUGUGAAAUGAAGUGCGAUAGCGAUUGCAUGGCCCAGGAGACCGCGGCCAAACUGAACAUGGUGCCUUGACGGACCACGCCAAGAUCAACGUUACAAGGAGCUCGCCCCCCACAGCAGCCCUGGAGGAGGAGGAGGAGGAGCCAUUUCAAGAAUCGCACGAUUAGUUUUUGCCUUUUCUUUGUUGUCAUGCAUCAUUCCACGAGUUUUGCUUUGUUUUCUUCUUCGUUUUCCGGAUUACGUGUCACCCGCGAUGUGUAAAAUGAAAUGCACUCGAGGUGGUGAUCCAUCUUGUCAUUUUGAAUUUCUAUGAUUGACUAGUUUGAGUAUAGCAUUUGUGUGUCAGCGUGAUCAAUUUGAAGAUUGUACCAAGUUUGUCUGGCUUUUAUUUAUGAACAAUUUGGAAGCUACUAAUGCUUCCUCAACAUUGCUCAA
This is a messenger RNA of Syzygium oleosum, 687 nucleotides long. Its product is annotated as major pollen allergen Ole e 6-like. Lineage: Eukaryota; Viridiplantae; Streptophyta; Magnoliopsida; Myrtales; Myrtaceae. The transcript has 2 exons. The record is from RefSeq and is a predicted model, not a curated record. The coding region runs from base 100 to 324 and encodes 74 amino acids.